UUGACCGCAGCUGUACGAUUUCCCUGUCGCGCGAUAGAAAGACGGCAACGCUAUCCGCUCGGUGAUAUACUCAAUGCCUCCGUUCGUGCCGACUAUUGCAUUCCAUUUACCAUGUCGAGGUUCUAUUUCGAGAUCAAUAUACUACAGAGCCCUGAUUCACCUGUUGUCGGAAUUGGCCUGUCCAAGGAACACGUCCAUCCUGACGACUUUGUCGGCUGGAAGGAGGACUCCUGGGGAUAUCACGGCGACGACGGUAAUUUCCACACGGCCGGCCAUCACGAGCCCUACGGUCCAUAUUAUGGCGCCGGGGACGUCGUCGGUUGUGGGUAUGACCGGCAGUCGCAAAGUAUUUUCUUCACCGUGAACGGUGAGAAGCAGAGAGACGUAGCGACGGCGGUGUGCGGUCAGCUGUAUCCGACCGUCUCGAUCCAGCGCCUGGUGGCCGACACACAUGUCGUCAUCAACUUUGGGCCGUACUUCCAGUUUGAUACCGCCGAGCUCGAUCUGUCGUCGGCCUCUGUGAGUCAGGAUGAUGCAGAGCUAUGAUUCCGACAUAGAGAGAGAGAGAGAAAGAGACAAGUUUGGGCCAGGAAGGGGCAGGGGGGGGGGACGGAUCUUGCGUACAGGGUGACGUGAUCUGAUCGCCAAGUUGAA
Molecule: messenger RNA, 654 nt
Organism: Aspergillus aculeatinus CBS 121060
Lineage: Eukaryota; Fungi; Ascomycota; Eurotiomycetes; Eurotiales; Aspergillaceae
Product: SPRY domain-containing protein
Exons: 5
Coding region: 112-546 (144 amino acids)
Molecular function (GO): protein binding
Source: RefSeq, a predicted model, not a curated record